UGUCAGCAAGAACUGAAUGACUGACUGCCUUGAUUCUGCUCGAGGUGGGGUCAAACAUAUGUUUCCCGGUGGCUGAACAACCCUCCGAAGCAUCCGAAACCCAACAUGAUUCGCCAUUAACAGCCCAACCCGCGAAUAGCUGAAUGUCUUGUGAUCUAAUAAACUUCCCUGCAACAUGCGGGGAGAUGCCGCACUUCUAUUCCAGCCUGUCGAUGAUGCCACUUUUCCACCUUUCAUCUAGCCCCAACGUCUUUUUUUGCAUCUACGAUAAACCUUGAAUACUAAAGCGGCCAUGGCAAAGACAAAAUCUAACAUUCAACCGUUCUUAGAGGCUAUUCGGAAUGCAAGACAACUCAUCUUUACCGUCAUUGUCAUCGCCAUUUUCGCUAUUGCGUGGUUGGUCCAGGGUGGUACGAUUGACAUGCCAGAAUGGACCAAGGACAUGCGACAUCUUCAUGGGGACGACUGGACGAAAUAUGCCGUGAUAAUCAUCGUCGCUGUUUGUGUGGUUUUUGCGCUCAUGAUGGCGACGGGGAUAGCGUUAUUGAGAUCGGAUAGUGCUCAUGGUUAUUCCUGAUUUUUCGGAUGCUGUGGAGACAUAGAAGCCAUUCAAAGGCGAUGAGUAUAAGAGACGAAUUGAUUUAUGAGGUUAUGGUAGAAAUGGAUAUACACCGAGCGACGCCUUUAUGUGAUUUUAGGGAUAUAUAGGACUGGACUGCGCAGUAAUGAUAAUGAGAUUCCCUAUCUAGAAGGAUUCAAUAUCCUCGUCCCCGCCUAUUCCUUUUGGCGUGUCUCCCCAUAUGUCCACUUUGUUCUGCAUCUCCUCCCAAUUCUUAGCUUUCUCUCUCAGUACACCUUGAAGCUCAUGCAGAUACAACCCCUUCGCAUAAUGCAACAAGUUCCUGUCGUUCCGCUCAUACUCUACAUUUACAUUGGCUCCUCUCUUGAUUAGUUCUAACGCAACAUCUUCUUGCUGUCGGUACACGACUUGAGCAAGUGUUGUUUCAUUGCUAUCAUUCACCUCCUCAAGCAUCUGUCCUUUCAGCAUAACUUCGCCAUGACAUCCAAGCUCGGCCGCAAGAUCAAGUAGAGCCAAGACAAGAAAGAAAAUAUAACAUGUACUCUC
This is a messenger RNA of Fusarium verticillioides 7600, 1126 nucleotides long. RefSeq lists its product as hypothetical. The transcript is spliced from 2 exons. Bases 293 to 577 code for a protein of 94 amino acids. The record is from RefSeq and is a predicted model, not a curated record. Lineage: Eukaryota; Fungi; Ascomycota; Sordariomycetes; Hypocreales; Nectriaceae.